This is a messenger RNA of Rubroshorea leprosula, 1835 nucleotides long. The record is from the annotation of a GenBank genome assembly. Lineage: Eukaryota; Viridiplantae; Streptophyta; Magnoliopsida; Malvales; Dipterocarpaceae.
AGGUGUAGCCUAUGCAAUGACAGGGGAAGGCAAUUUUAUGUCCUGUUAGAAUUAGCUGUUUAAAUGUAGUUGAUAGCUCGUAUUUAAUAGUUGAUAGUAAUUAGUUAUAAUUCUUCUAAUUAGAGACUAAUAGGCAAUAACUGAAACUGAAACAAAUGUAGUGUUAAGAAGGGGCUAAAGGUGUGAACUUUUUUUAACUAAAAAGAUAAAGGUGUGAACUUUAUCUUUAACUUGGAAAUCAGACAGACAAAGAAACCUGUCUUAGAAGUUAGGUAAGAUGUUUCCUUUGGGACAUCCUAACAAAAUGGAGAAGCUGAUGAAGUAGAAACAGAACUACUUUCAAGGGUCAAGAACAACAGCUCCCAUUUCUUGGGAACUAAAGAAAACCAACCAAACUCCAAACUAAAAACCAACAUUAGUCACCCACAUAUCCAAAGAAAUGCACAUCAAUGAAAAUCCAUACUUUAGCUUCAAGGAUAACAAUGAAAAUGACAACAACAGCUUGCAUUAAUGCUGCCAUUCUCUUCUGCUUAGCCUUUUCACGCUGUGAAGGGAGGGACCCAUUCAAUGAAAAAGCUAAUGUGAAGCUGUUCAAUGUGCUAGAUUUCGGUGCUAGGGCUGAUAGAAAUACAGAUAGCUCAAGGAGCUUCAUUGAGGCUUUUAGAGCUGCAUGUGACUACAAUGGGAAUGCUGUGCUUGUUAUCCCUCAAGGGAACUUUUUGACUGGACCUGUCACAUUCUCCGGACCCUGCAUCAACCCUGCUCCCUUAAGAGUUAAAGUGACCGGAAUCAUCAAGGCACAGCCUGAUGUUUCUUGCUUUGCCGGAGGAGCUGAUGAAUCAGACUGGUUCACCUUUCAAAACAUUGAUGGAUUGAUCAUUACUGGACCAGGCACUUUUGAUGGACAAGGCAAAUAUGCCUGGAAGUACAAUGACUGUAAGACUAAUCCCAAUUGUGUCCGGAUGGCAGCUAAUAUAAAGUUCAUCAAGGUGUCAAAUGCAAUUAUUCGAGGAAUAAAAUCUGUUAACCCCAAAGGAUUUCACAUUUUCAUUAGCUAUGGUCAGAACAUUAGGGUUGUCAAUGUUCAUCUCCUUGCUCCAGCAAGGAGUCCAAACACGGAUGGCAUUCAUAUAAGCAAAUCUGAUAUGGUGAAAAUAUCCAGAAGUAGUAUUGCUACUGGGGAUGAUUGCGUGUCUAUGAUCCAUGGAUGCACCAACAUCACCAUAAAAAAUGUAACAUGUGGCCCGGGACAUGGUUUUAGUAUUGGAAGUCUCGGACACUACGAUGAUGAAUUUGAUGUGACUCGGAUUGUAGUGACAAACUGCACGUUAUCAAACACAGACAAUGGCCUCAGAAUCAAAACAUAUAAAGAUUCACCUCCUAGUAAAGCUUCAGGCAUAUAUUUCCAGGACAUCAUAAUGAAGGGAGUCAAGAACCCUAUCAUCAUUGAUCAAGAAUACGCGAAUAGUGACAGCAACAAGCCAUCACAUGUAAGAAUCAGUGAUGUUCAUUACACGAACAUUUAUGGAACCACUACUACCAAAGUUGCAGUCAAUCUCCUCUGCAGCCAGACGGUUCCUUGCCUAGGUCUGCACUUCAACAAUGUCAAUUUGAAGUAUACUGGUCUUCUGGACAACAAUGUGCCCUUCAGCUCUAGUUGCAUCAAUGCCAGAGUUGCAUAUGUUGGCUUCCAAAGUCCACCUCCUUGUACAUAGAUUCUUUUUAUGGCCAAAAUGAAACUGCCUUCUUGCUCAAGCAAAACUCAAAUUUGUAUUAUAACAUUGGAGGAGGAGAUUUUCAAAUAACUUUCUUGUUAAUGAAAUAGAAUUUUGCCC